UGGUAUGACCGUACCAUGUUGGGCAGGGGCGUUGCAUUCCCGAAAGCAAGGCUCCCACAUCGUGGCCCAUAGCUGGGUGUGGGGCUGCUUUGGGACUCGCGGUGUGAAGCAGGCGUCCUUUCCGUUCUGACCACAGCCUGGAUGGAUGAGCUCGGAGUAUGGCACACAAAUCUUUAUCGGGCGCUCGUGGGGGGGGCAAUCAUGGCUUUUGCAUAGUGAAGACGGCGAAGGGGGCUCGAAUUUGGCAGGUGGCAUGGGACUUGUCCUAAAAGGGUUAGGUGUUUGUUUCUGUGACGUUUCCCUGAUCCCAACUGCUCGUCUGUUGGGAGGAAUGGCAAAAGGACCGUCAUCUGGAGCCCUAUCAUAGCAAGCGGCAUGCCAAGAGGACUGCCAUCCGAUGCCCACAACAGCAAGCGGUGCACACACGGUUUUUGGGUUGUAUUUUGAAAGUUGCCCUCGUCAGUUCGUGGAGCUCCAGCUAUAAGCAGCAGAUUGGCAAUUGGAGGACUUCUCUUUGAGGCUUGUGAGAGAAUGUCAGUGUCCCAUCGAGGAGGUACUCCUACAAAGAAGCGCAAGAUGAGUGACAGAGGGGCCAUCCUGUGUCCCUCCUUGUCAAAGUGGGUGGAGAAGGAUGAGGUUGCAAAGCGUGAGAAGCAGCUCUUGUAUUCUGUACGGACAAUUCUUUGUCGUCCAGAAUUGCUUGAUGUCACAUUUGUAUGCAAACAUGGAAGAGAGGUGCGGGCAAAUAGAGCAUUUUUAGCAAGUGGGAGCGAGUACUUCCUUAAACUUCUGUACGGGGAUAUGAAGGAGAGCUCGAUGGACAGAAUCCCUCUCCCUGAUGCGACCGCAGGCAGUCUUCAGAUUGUGAUCGGUUAUCUGCAUGGUCAUGACUUCAUGUGGAAUCACAGUUGCCUUGAUGAAAUGGUGGAGGUGUACUGCCUGGCAGCGCAGUACCAGGUAGAUCUCCUCUGCCAGAGGAUCUUACUCAUGGUCCAAAGUCUCAUUUAUGCAUGUGAAUUUGGAUGUCUGCUAAAUGCGGCGAUCCCAAGGCAUGCCGAGGAAUUGUUGAAGGUUGCAGUCAAAGUAAUGAACAAAGUUUUGGUAUUCGAUUCGACGUCAUUCAAGGGGUGGAGCAAAGAGAGCAUCGAAUACUGCCUUGAGAACGUGCAAUUCCAUCCUAAUGUCACUGAGACGAUGGUGGCUGAGGCUGUUCUCUCUGCAGCAUCCAACAACGGCAGUGUUGCUGAUGAGGGAGAAAUUUCACAGGAUCAAACUGUGGUAGACGGUUCCAAAGCGGAAGGGUCUGGUGACUCUGUUAGCGUAAAGAUACCAAGUUGUUCAGAAGCCUCAGGUGAGAAAGACUGCGAUAGAGACACAUGUGGCUCACUGUCAAGCGAGGACUUGCGUGAAAUAUUCGAAUGUCACAUCAACCUUGCAUUUGUAGAUCCCCUCUUUAUGGGAACGAGGAUUGAGCCGCUGCAAAUCCUGCGGCACCAGGUAAUCACUGCAGCUUACAAAGCGCAGUCCAUUCUUCUCUCAAGAGGAUUGCCAGUGCAAUCUAUUUGGAAUCCUUUCACAGUACCAUGGCGUUCUCUAAGUCCCAGGGUGUCAUUUGCACCAGUGAAAUCACCCGGAGGUGAAAUUGGUAAUGGUUAUGCUGACGUCUCAGUCCCGUCUUUAUGGAGCCAUGAUCCCCUAUCCAACUUCGUAAUUUCAGAGCAGCUACCACAGCAAGUGCAGUGCAUAAACAAAGCAAAUGUGUCCCAUGCAAUACUACGGUUACCCCUUCAAUGUGGAUUGCAUAUAUGGAGGGUCAGGAGUCCAACAUUGGGCAAUCGUUUUGGUGCGGGUGUUGUUUCGUCAACUGAACUAGACAUGUUUGGUGCACGGAGAGUGAACAAGAGUUGGCUCUUAUACGGUCACUUGAAAUUGGAGAAGCCCACUGUCAUGCCCAAUCUAUGGCCAAAGCCACAAGAUUUUCUUUCUGUGUGUCCAAUGAAACGGUUUAGUGAAUCUGGGGACGCUGUGUUUGUGAUAUUGGACAUGACUAAGAAAUCACUGACUUUUGCCAACAGACUAAAAGACUACCUCGAUGCAAACGGAACAUAUCCUGCUGCCGCCACCGAUCUGCCAUGCCAUGAGCCACUGUACCCGGCUGUGCAUAUGCAGGAACCUGGUUCUGUUGAGAUAGAAUGGAUUCAAAGUUCUCCCCGCGAACAGUCAUUCCGCCCAAUCUACCGGCUGCCAUCAGAGGGAGACAGCCACAGAGGAUCGUUGAGAUGCCUUGCAAUCUGCCGAUUGUUGGCUCACUGCUGCAGCCAAGCUCCAAUAUGCACAGAACACUUGCAGCUUCAGAAGAGAACAGGGAGAGAGAGAGACGCCUGGUGUACUCAGCCGGCUAUGGUGGGUGGAGUUCCUUGGUCGAGCAGCAGUGAGCAGGCAUAUGAGAGCAAAGGAUUGGAGGAGGAGGAGAAGUGGAAGCACGACACCAACAGUGGGAUCGGCCUCGCAGCAGACAAGAACUUGGGAACCCAUUGGUGACAGGCGCGUAUAAGUAGCCUGGAUCUAGAGGAGAAGGGGCGAGUGGGAGGCAGGGAAUCGGUUUGGCUGGUUUUCUGUGGUGGGUGGGUGCUGUUUUUUUGUGGUGGGUGGGUGCUGUUUUUUUGUGGUGGGUGGGGUGCUGCCGCUGGUGUAUACCGCAGGGAGCGUGUUCGGUGCAGGUGGCGGGCAUGUGUGGACAGGAUCCUAGAGAAGUAAGCAUAUCUUGAAAUGCUCACUUUUUUCUGAGUUGGAAACGGAGAAUGGAUUGUUGCACUGAAGACGGGGGUGAGACGGGGCAGAGGAGCCAAGAAGAAGUGAGCAAUUGCAAGACCUGGCUUGGAGUGUCAUCUUGGAGAGACAACGUCCAUGCAACUGAUAGCAGGUUUGCCAACAUUCAUUGCAUCGAUUGAAGAGUGGAACUUCUGUACUCGGUCAUUCGCGGUGCUGACGUAGAGCAGACGUAUCCCCAUCGGACUCCAUGCCGAUGGCGUAAGCCUCUAAGAUUCAGCGAGGAUAGAGGGUCUAACUCCAUUCAAUUGUAUGGAGCAGAUUGAGUGUGGUGAAAUGGUUUCACCCAGUUUGCAUGGCAAUUGCAGAUCCCAGGGCUCGAUCCCUAGACCUAAACCCUACCCUCUGCACAGUGCACGUUGACCCCGUGUGCUUCGAGCCCGCGACCUGUCCUUAAAAGUCGUAUGUUGUGUUGUAGGUGUCUCUAAAAGUCGUAUGUUGUGUUGUAGGUGAAAGUAGGUCACGUGGUUUUGAACCGUAGGCCUUUGUUUUCGCCAUCUUAGGGUCAGUCCUAAGUCCUAGCCCUACCAAUCUCGAAGAGUCAGUCCUACGUAGCCUAUGUAGGAGUACGUAGGACUUUCUAGAACAGUCUAAGUUGGCCCUUCGAGGCUGUAGGAGUCAGUUGCUGUAGUUGAGUCAGCAAAGUAGGGUCAGACCUAGUCCAGUCAGGAUUACCCAGUCCCGAGUCCCAGUCUACUUCGUCCAGUCAGCAAGUACCAGGUGGGACAGCACAAUCCUUGGGCCUGGGCUUCGAAGGCAGGCCAGACCAUUGAUGAAACAGUAUAAAUAAAGAGGCAUCGCCCAG
Molecule: messenger RNA, 3634 nt
Organism: Chara braunii
Lineage: Eukaryota; Viridiplantae; Streptophyta; Charophyceae; Charales; Characeae
Source: the annotation of a GenBank genome assembly